Lolium rigidum is the source of this 456-nucleotide messenger RNA. RefSeq names its product protein transport protein Sec61 subunit gamma. Gene Ontology annotation, cellular component: Ssh1 translocon complex; membrane. Gene Ontology annotation, molecular function: transmembrane protein transporter activity. The transcript is spliced from 3 exons. Gene Ontology annotation, biological process: protein targeting; post-translational protein targeting to membrane, translocation. The record is from RefSeq and is a predicted model, not a curated record. The coding region runs from base 42 to 251 and encodes 69 amino acids. Lineage: Eukaryota; Viridiplantae; Streptophyta; Magnoliopsida; Poales; Poaceae.
CGCGCCUAGUCUCGGAGAUCUCGCCGGCCCGCCCGCCCGCCAUGGACGCCGUCGACUCCGUGGUCGACCCGCUCCGCGAGUUCGCCAAGGACAGCGUCCGCCUCGUCAAGCGCUGCCACAAGCCCGACCGCAAGGAGUUCACCAAGGUGGCGGCGCGGACGGCGAUCGGCUUCGUCGUCAUGGGCUUCGUCGGAUUCUUCGUCAAGCUCAUCUUCAUCCCCAUCAACAACAUCAUCGUCGGAUCCGGCUAGAUUGCAGAGUAAAGGAUGUGCUGCAUGAAGAUAGUGCAAUACUAGCAAUUGGGCCUUCGUUGUCAAAGUUUGUUAACCCUAUUUCGAAAGUUCUUGUUAAAGACAUUUAACUUUGUUCAAUUUCUCAGAAGUUGUGGCCAGCUUAAUCGUUGUAAUGAGUAGACCUUGAAGUAGAGUUAUAAUGUUCAUGUUGCAGGGAGACUAA